AUGAUACCGUCUUCACUAGCAUUGUUGUUCCUUCUAUUGUUGCUGGCGAAAGAAACAAAAUGUUCAUUGCGACAUCAGAAGCUACAUGAAUUCCGAUCAAAACUUCAAGAGAAAAACUCCUUCAAUGAGAUUGCAUUACCUCCAACACCAUCUCCGGCACGUUCAAAUACCCAAAAGAGAAGUGGUAGAGUUCUCUAUCCUAUUGGAUAUGGAGCAGACCCAACGGGGGCGCAAGAUAGCGGCGAUGCCAUAGUCAAGUCUGUGGGUGAUGCUUUCAAAGUGCAAAAUAGCCUUGAAUUGUUGCCUGGAGUUCCUGAUUUGGGUGGUGUCAUCAUUGAUUUACAAGGUGGAAACUACAACAUCAGCAAUCCCAUUAGGUUCCCAGCUGGUGCAGGCAAUGUUUUGGUAACGCUCUUUCCCUCCUCUCUCCAAAAUAUUCAAACGAGGAAAAUACAUGUCAUUAUUGAAAUUUAUAUUACCAUUCCAGCAAUGCUAUAA
Ilex paraguariensis (yerba mate) is the source of this 498-nucleotide messenger RNA. Lineage: Eukaryota; Viridiplantae; Streptophyta; Magnoliopsida; Aquifoliales; Aquifoliaceae. The record is from the annotation of a GenBank genome assembly.